UAGCCAUUUGUGCACAUUUUCUUCACAACGCUGUAAUGCAAGUUUCUUUAGUUUAAAUCUUUAGUUUAAAUAACCAACUCAGUCUGUAGUCUAAAGAACAGAUGGAAGGCUAUGUUCAGGAUCUAGAAAAGGCUGCUAAGAAUGGCACACAUGAGGUGUUCGAUACGUCUUCAGAGGGAAUGUGCAAAAAAUGUCAGAGACGUGGUCCUAUGGAUUUAUCUGACCAUGAAGAUGAUCCAUGUGUAGAGGACUUCUUUCCUGUGGACAGCUUAGAUCAAUCUUCUCUUCCUAAAGGCUACAGAGGAGAAGAUUUGGAGGAACUUAUUAUAGUCUGGUCUAAACUAACAGUCAAAGUAGUCGGCAAACAAGAAUGUAGCGCUGGUACUGAAUCGAAGAAGGCGUCAAAAGAAUGCACUGGCACAGUGUUUAAAGUAGACAUGCACACUGUAGGAACAGGGGACAAAACUGUGUGCCCAUGUCCCGGACAUAAGAGUGAUACGCCAAGUAAAAUGAUCUGGUGGAAGGUGCAUGUGAGAACGACAAGAGAUUUCGUCGACUUUUUCGAGAAGAGGAAUCCAAAAAUGUUUCAAUUCUCAACGAAAUAUAACUUGAAUGAGGAAGAUGAGAUGGUGAAUGUUACUUUAGAUUGUAUUCAUAUUCCUCCUUUAAACAAUGGGGAGAAAUCGUGUGUUUUGGAGUUUGCCACACACAAUGUGAAGUUUGGGUAUAACCUAAGAGACUUGUGUCUACAGUUUCAAGAUAUCCACCGCACUGUCUACGAGAAAUACAGGGCCAACACAGAUGUGAACCUGACCAUCAUAAUCUCGUACCCGCACGGACAAUCCGACCCGCAGGUAUCCAUUGGUCACUGGGUGCACCGCGCCGUCACGGAUGGCCGGACAUGGUACAUGUACACAACCCCGACAUGUCCAGGCACUGCUGGGGCUCUGGUGUACAGGGUUGGUCAAAAGUUAGGGGAUGAUGUUCAUGUGGGCGUGACCAGUGAUGGUCUAGGUUUUAGCGGGUAACUGAGGGAAGAAAUGGACACUGGAUCAGUUAUUAGAAUCAAUGUAAGAUAAAUAAUGUGAAUCUGCAUUUAUAUAGUAUACCAGUCCUUUUCGAAAGGCAACAAUCUAGAAGAAGAAAAGUUCACAAACAAUUUAAUCGAACUGACAAUAAAAAUUAACAAUGUAAAAUCUUUUAGAACCAUUGUAUAAAAUAGUCCUUUAACUCAAAUGUUGAGCAGAUACAGAUAUUUAUUAAUCGUUGACUCCGUUUUGUAUUUGUAUUGCUUUUAUCUAGAUUUUUAACAAUUUGUACUGGGCUUAGCUGAAAGCUGCAUUUUACAUAUGAGUUAACUUUUCAAACUUUGUGUUUAGUUAAUUUUAAUAAUUGUUCUCUCAAACAAAUAUGUGCUAAUCAAAUAGAUUAUUGUUUAUUUCCAUAUCAUCCUCAAAGGAAAUUUUGUUGAACCUUGUCAUCUAUUUGAACCUAUUUGUAGUGAAUUUUCUCCAUUUAAUUAUGUUGUUUUAAUAAUAUCAUUAUU
Physella acuta is the source of this 1546-nucleotide messenger RNA. RefSeq lists its product as uncharacterized. The record is from RefSeq and is a predicted model, not a curated record. Lineage: Eukaryota; Metazoa; Mollusca; Gastropoda; Physidae.